AUGCACUGGCUCCGUGCGGCUUUGUUGCUUCCUGUAGCUGUUUCUGCGACGUUGAACUUGAAACAGUACAAACCAUCGUUGAACCAGCCCAAGUACUCAAACGCGAAGGCCGACUUUCAGCAAAAUGUCGUGAACAAGGCUCAAGGGGAACCAAAAUUCCUCACAGACAAGACCAAAAAGUUUGUCGUCAAUGGAACAAAGAUUCCCGAAGUUGACUUUGACGUCGGCGAGUCUUAUGCGGGAUUGCUCAACAUCGACAAGAACAAUGACACGGCCGGGAAGCUGUACUUCUGGUUCUUCCCAUCCGAGAGUCAGGCCGCCGACAAGGAGAUCAUGAUCUGGUUGACUGGUGGUCCUGGUUGUUCAUCUACCGGAGAACUCCUCUCUGAAAACGGCCCCAUGCUCUGGCAGCCGGGAAUGUUCAAGCCCAUCCGCAACAAAUGGAGUUGGCAUCGUAUCACCAACGUCGUCUGGGUGGACCAGCCUGUGGGUACAGGCUUUUCGCAGGGUACACCCACUGCCAAGGACGAAUUCGAUGUCGCCCGCCAGUUCCUCAGCUUCUGGCGCAACUUUGUAGACACCUUUGCCAUGCAGGGCUACAAGGUCUAUGUGACGGGAUCCUCGUAUAGCGGCAUGUACUGCCCUUACAUUGCUAGCGCCAUGGUUGACAGCAACGAUAAGGACUACUUCAACAUUGCCGGUAUGCAAAUCUUUGACGGAACAUACUCGGUCGACAGCAUCGGGGAGGAGAUUCCUGCAGUUCCCUUCGUGGAUCGAUGGGAGCAUGUCUUCGCCUUCAACGACACAUUCAGGCAGACAUUGAAGGAUGCACAUGAGAAGUGUGGCUAUGCCGAUUACAUGCGUAAAUGGCUUGUCUAUCCGCCUGCUGGACAACAGCCUGCGACAAUGCCGGGCUUAGAUGAGGACGGCAACGUGAAGACAGAGUGUGACACCUGGACCAUGAUCUUGGAGGCUGCGACGGAGAUCACCCCUUGCUUCAGCGUCUAUUCCAUCACAAAUCUCUGCCCGUUGAAGUACGACCCUCUUGGAUUCAGCGACGGCUCUAUGUACAGGCCAAAAGGGGCUGGACCAGUCUACUUCAACCGAGAAGAUGUCAAGAAAGCCAUCAAUGCCCCCUUGGACAAGGAGUGGGUCUUCUGCACCGAGACACCCGUGUUCUUCAAUGAGACCGACAACUCCAUUGACGAAGGGCCGGGAAGUCAACCGGUCUUACCCAACGUCAUCGACAAGACACGAAACGUCAUUCUCGCACACGGCACCAAGGACUUUGUGCUCAUUGACGACGGUACACUUCUCACGAUCCAGAACUUGACCUGGGGAGGGCAAAUGGGUUUCCAAAAGAAGCCCACCGCACCGCUCUAUGUGCCCUAUCACACCAACACUGACCCCGAGACGCUGGCCGGCGCUGGUGUGAUGGGUACGGUGCACUCGGAGCGAGGCCUGACAUAUCUUGCUGUAUCUACAUCAGGCCACUUCCUCGCACAGGAUGCCCCUGCCGUGGCGUUCCGCAGUGUCGAAGUACUGGUCGGGAGGCGUGAAGGUUUCGAGUCGACGAACACGUCGUUCACUAUCGAUCCUAACACGACAGCUCCUGUUGGAGAUGCGGGUAACGGUACAGUCUUGAUGUUCCCGCAAUCCAUGGAACCUGGGAGGGGUCAACUUUCAGGUGCCCAACCGGUGAGGAGCAGGGGGUCAGAGGUUUCUGCAGCUGGGGGUCAAGCAAUGUUUGCCAUGGCUUUAGCGACUAUUGUCGCAGUAUACAUGGAGUUUUGA
Molecule: messenger RNA, 1794 nt
Organism: Colletotrichum scovillei
Lineage: Eukaryota; Fungi; Ascomycota; Sordariomycetes; Glomerellales; Glomerellaceae
Product: serine carboxypeptidase
Exons: 3
Coding region: 1-1794 (597 amino acids)
Biological process (GO): proteolysis
Molecular function (GO): serine-type carboxypeptidase activity
Source: RefSeq, a predicted model, not a curated record